Molecule: messenger RNA, 807 nt
Organism: Lathyrus sativus (Indian pea)
Lineage: Eukaryota; Viridiplantae; Streptophyta; Magnoliopsida; Fabales; Fabaceae
Source: the annotation of a GenBank genome assembly
AUGGGGUCUCAAAUGGCCUCUAUUACUCUCACUAUUGCAUUGACAUUACUCUCUCUCACUUUGCCUUCUCAAGCUAACAACUACAUCUAUUCAUCACCACCACCACCGGUGCACUCACCUCCUCCACCUUAUCAUUACAGCUCACCACCACCACCUGUGCACUCACCUCCUCCACCUUAUCAUUAUAGUUCACCACCACCACCACCAGAAAAGCCAUACAAAUAUCCUUCUCCUCCACCACCAGUUUACAAGUACAAGUCACCACCUCCACCGGUGUACAAGUCACCUCCUCCACCGUAUAAAUAUUCAUCUCCACCACCUCCUCCAUACAAAUAUAAAUCUCCUCCUCCACCUGUUUACUCACCACCAAUUUACAAAUAUAAAUCUCCUCCUCCACCUGUUUACUCACCACCACCACCCGUUUAUAAAUAUAAAUCUCCUCCUCCACCAGUUUACUCACCACCAAUUUACAAAUAUAAAUCUCCUCCUCCACCUGUUUACUCACCACCACCACCCGUUUAUAAAUAUAAAUCUCCUCCUCCACCUGUUUACUCACCACCAAUUUACAAAUAUAAAUCUCCUCCUCCACCUGUUUACUCACCACCACCACCCGUUUAUAAAUAUAAAUCUCCUCCUCCACCGGUUUACUCACCACCACCACCGGUUUACAAAUAUAAAUCUCCCCCUCCACCUGUUUACUCACCACCACCACCAGUUUACAAAUAUAAAUCUCCUCCUCCACCUGUUUACUCACCACCUCCACCGCACUAUGUCUACUCUUCACCUCCUCCACCUUACCACUACUAG